UGCCAUGGUUCACUUCUUACACCCGGACGUCUCGCCCCGGACCAUCGUUCCUCCAGACGCCCAGAAGGAUGCCCUGGGGUGCUGCGUGGUGCAGGAGGAGGCAUCUCCCUACUCUUUGGUCAACAUCUGCCUGAAUGUCCUGAUUACUAACCUGGAGAAAUUGUGUUCUGAAAGAUCUGAUGGAACACUAUGCUUUCCAAAGUAUUGGAGUUUCCCUCAGGAAUUAGCUGAUCAGUUCCUUGGGAUGAUGACUUGGCAAGGCAAGCUGACUGAUAGAACAGCGAGCAUUUUCCGAGGCAACCAAAUGAAACUGAAGCUGGUCAAUAUUCAAAAAGCUAAAAUCUCUACAAGUGCAUUCAUAAAAGCUUUCUGCCAUCACAAACUUAUUGAACUGGAUGCUACUGCUGUGGACACUGAUCUUCCAAUCUCAGACAUCCUACGUGGACUCUGCAGCAAUAGCUGGAUCCAGCAAAACCUCCAGUGUCUGCUGUUGGACUCUACAAGCAUCCGUCAGGAUUCAAAACUAAUGUUCUUUGGUCAGCUCACUGGACUUCGUGUUUUAAGUGUUUUCAAUGUUUGUUUUCAUAGCGAAGACCUGGCUAAUGUUUCUCAGUUACCAAAACUGGAAAGCUUGGAUAUCUCCAAUACUCUGGUCACUGACAUCUCUUCACUCCUUACUUGUAAGGAUCGACUCAAAUCUCUCACAAUGCACUAUCUGAAAUGCCUGACCAUGACCAAACCACAAAUUCUUUCAGUUAUUAGAGAACUUAAAUGUCUACUUCACCUUGAUAUUUCUGAUCACAGGCAAGUCGAAUCGGAUCUAGCUUUUCAUUUGCUACAGCAGAAGGAUAUUCUACCUAAUGUUGUGUCACUGGAUAUUUCGGGGGCCAGUUGCAUCACCGAUGGAGCUGUAGAACUGUUUAUACGGCAGCGGCCUGCAAUGCGAUUUGUGGGACUAUUGGCUACAGAUGCUGGUUAUUCUGACUUCUUUACUACAAAGCAAGGCUUGAGGGUUGCUGGAGGAGUCAGUAUGAAUCAGAUUUCAGAAGCAUUGAGCCAGUACAGGAACAGGUCAUGUUUUAUGAAGGAAGCCCUCUACAGGCUCUUUACAGAAACGUUUUCAAUGCAGGUAACCAUGCCUGCUAUUUUAAAGCUUGUGGCUGUAGGAAUGAGGAACCAUCCAUUGGAUUUGCCAGUGCAGUUCACAGCCAGUGCUUGCGCCCUCAACUUAACACGCCAGGGCCUGGCCAGGGGAAUGCCUGUUCGUCUGUUGUCAGAGGUCAUCUGUCUACUUUUCAAGGCUCUGAAAAAUUUCCCCCAUUGCCAGCAGUUACAGAAGAAUUGUCUUCUCUCCUUAACCAAUUCCAGGAUUCUUGUGGAUGUUCCAUUUGACAGGUUUGAUGCUGCCAAAUUUGUUAUGAGAUGGAUCUGUAAGCGUGAAAACCCCAAGAUGCAAACAAUGGCAGUGAGCGUCACCUCUAUUCUAGCCUUGCAGCUCUCACCUGAGCAAACUGCACAACUUAAGGAAGAGCUCUUCAUGGCAAUUAAGGAACUUCUAGCGAUAGUAAAACAAAAGACUACUGAGAAUUUAGAUGAUGUCACCCUCUUGUUUACUUUGAAAGCACUUUGGAAUCUUACAGAUGAGUCUCCGGCUGCCUGCAAGCACUUUAUGGAAAAUCAAGGAUUGACAAUCUUUAUCCAAGUCUUAGAGACUUUUUCAGGGUCGGCAAUACAAAGCAGAGUACUUGGUCUUUUGAACAAUGUAGCCGAAGUCAGAGAACUCUCUUCCAAGCUGGUGACCAAAGAUGUGGUGAAGCAUAUCUGCGCCUUGCUCCGUAGUGAAACAAUUGAAGUUAGCUAUUUUGCUGCAGGCAUCAUAGCCCACCUGACAUCUGAUAAACAGCCCUGGAUGUCCUGUGACCUUCAAAGGAGUGCUGUUCUCCAGGAUCUGUAUGCAACCAUUCAGAAUUGGCCAAGUUCAAGUUGUAAGAUGACAGCAUUGGUGACUUACAGAUCCUUCAAGGCAUUUUUCCCGCUCCUUGGCAAUUUCUCUCAACCAGAGGUGCAGCUCUGGGCACUAUGGGCUAUGUAUCAUGUCUGCAGUAAAAACCCCAGCAAAUACUGCAAAAUGUUAGUUGAAGAAGAAGGAUUGCAGCUUUUGUGUGACAUCCAGGAGCACAAUGAGGCAGACCCCCAAGCACAGCAGUUUGCAGCCUCCAUUCUAGAUGACUUCAGAAUGCAUUUCAUGAAUUAUCAGAAACUACCUUUGUGUUGA
Molecule: messenger RNA, 2275 nt
Organism: Molossus molossus (Pallas's mastiff bat)
Lineage: Eukaryota; Metazoa; Chordata; Mammalia; Chiroptera; Molossidae
Gene: ZYG11A
Product: zyg-11 family member A, cell cycle regulator
Exons: 14
Coding region: 5-2275 (756 amino acids)
Cellular component (GO): Cul2-RING ubiquitin ligase complex
Molecular function (GO): protein binding
Source: RefSeq, a predicted model, not a curated record